Molecule: messenger RNA, 1426 nt
Organism: Argiope bruennichi
Lineage: Eukaryota; Metazoa; Arthropoda; Arachnida; Araneae; Araneidae
Product: proteoglycan 4-like
Exons: 8
Coding region: 97-1380 (427 amino acids)
Cellular component (GO): extracellular region
Molecular function (GO): chitin binding
Source: RefSeq, a predicted model, not a curated record
AAGCACAUAUGUCUUCUUACACAUGGCCUUUUCUUUUUCUCACAGUCUCUUGAAUGCUUUUUCUAAGAAAAGUAUUAUCCGAACUACACUGCUGCCAUGAAUUCACGUUACCUCUUUCUCAUAUUUCUGAUUCCUCUGAUUGAAAUUGCAAGAAGCGAAAAUGAGGUUGAAAAUGUAGAAGAUUCUGGAACAGGGCAGAGAGAACUUCGUGCCUGGCCAUGGGACAACAAACGUAAAUUUGUCUGCCCAUCACUUUUUGGUACUUUUGCCGAUAUAUUCGAUUGCUCCGCCUUUUACAUCUGCGUAGGAGGCGUGGCCAACAGAAAGAAGUGCAAUCGCAGGAUGCAGUUUGAUAAAUACAGAAAAGUGUGCUUACCUUUCAUCAUUGCAGUAUGUGAUAAAGGCGACGAUGACGGUACAACAGCUCGUCCUACAACAAAGAAUGACGGAGGAGACACAACUAAAGAUACGUUUACUUGUCCAAGUAUUCUUGGCAACUUCGCGCAUCCUGACGACUGUUCAAAGUACUACUCUUGCACUUUCUACAUACCAACUCUGAAAACUUGUUCAGACGGAGAACUAUUCGACACUGAUAAGAAACAAUGCAAAAAAGCAAAAGAUGUUAACUGCGGAUCCAGAAAAAAGCCAGAUGGCAAUGAUGGUACAACAGCUCUUCCUACAACUAAGAACGAUGUCGAAGUAACUACUAAAGAUAAAUUUACUUGUCCAAGCAUCCUCGGCACCUUUCAGCAUCCAGAUGAUUGCUCAAAAUACUACACCUGCACCGUAUUCAUCCCCUCUCUGAAAACCUGCCCAGAUGGAGAACUAUUCGACGGCGUCAAAAAACAAUGUAAACCAGCCAAAGAUGUUCACUGUGGAACAAGACAAAGGCCAAGUGAGGCAACCACUGAAGCAAUAACCACAACACCAAUUUCUACUGAAACCCCAACUCCCACUGAACCAGAAACAGCCACUCCAACUGAACCAGAAACAACAACUCCGACUGAGCCAGAGACAACCACUCCAACUCCAACUGAACCAGAAACAACAACUCCGACUGAGCCAGAGACAACCACUCCAACUCCAACUGAACUAGAAACAACCACUACCACUACGACAGAAGAGCCAACAACUACCAAACGACCCAAAGUUACAGCUCCCGACACGGACUGUGAUGAGGACGAUGUAGACUGCAUUAUCGAUGAUUUAGGAGAGACACCUGAUUGGUUUGUAUGUCCUGAGGAUAUCGGAAGCUAUCCUCAUCCAAGCAGUAAAAAGCUAUUCAUUUUCUGCCUGAACUGGAAGCCGUCGGUGAAAAAGUGUGGACAAGAUUUAAUAUUUUCCGAGGAAUUGAUGACAUGUGUUCAUCCAUACAUGUAGAAUUGUACAGAUGAUAUUCAACUUUUCAAUAAAAAUUAGCAAUAAA